GCCCCGACUACUUGUCACCUCUCUUCAUCAUCUUCAUCCCCAUCUCGCACACCCUCUCCUGCUUUUCUCUUCCAUGAUCACCUUGAGAUAGACGUAAGGCAUACCACAAUAGGCACAACACCUGCCCACCAUGCCCAAGCUCAACUUCGAUGUCGACGAAGCGACGCUGCUUAAGGCGUACAAGAUCUCGUCGCUCAGGCCGACCCAGUGGGAAGAGAUAGACCACGACCUCGAGGACUCCGUGGCGGGUUCGCUGGCGAACGCGAGCGCGGACGGUGAUGGGGGCGACCCGCUGGGUUUCGGCAGCGAAGUAAAUAUCAGAGAGAUGGAUAUGGAAACCAAGGCCUCCGUGGUCAUCUCGUCCAAGUCCUUCGAUCCCAAAGCGUUCCUCUCCAUCGUGCACCCGAAUGCAACAUAUCAGGACCUCUCAGCCGGAAUCUAUCACCUCAAGCAAUCCAUCGACGCGCGCUCGGAGGCCGUUAGGAUCCUGGUCGAGGACAACUUUGACCGCUUCGUGGCGGUGAAGAACUCUACUGAUGCCCUACACGCGGAGAUGAAGGAAGGCCUCCUUGCGCCAGCAUCGGACUACGCUUCUAAACCCUUGCGCGACCAGCUGAAAGAGGCGGCGAUUAAGGCGGACCAGGUCUUCUUGCCCGUGCUGGAGAACGCGUCGAAAGCGCAGAAACUACGAACAACCCUCGGCGUCUUCGAGCGCUCAGGCUUCUUCUUCAACCUGCCCGGGUUCAUCAUCGAGUCCAUCGAAGCAGGUCGCUUCGACCUCGCCAUCCGCGACUACAAGAAGGGCAAGCUCCUGCUCGAGACGCGCCCGGGCCAGCUCCUCCCCAUCAGCCCGAGCAGCGCGGAGCGCAACCGCGAGGGCACAGGUAGCAGCGCGGACCGCAAGAUGGAGCAGCAGCAGAAGCGCAUCCUCGAGAAGGUGUGGGCGAGCGUGGAGAAGGCCAUGGGCGAGAUGCGGCGGGUGCUGUUUGCGCAGCUGCAGGAUCCGCGGCGGAGUGUGGAGGAGCAGGAGCGGACGUUGGAGAUCCUGAUGGACCUCAAUACGGCAGAGGACCCGAUGUGGACGUUCUUCGACAGCCAGCACAAGUACAUUACCGACCAGAUGAACGCGGCGUACAAGACUGCUGUCGCUAAAGUGCAAGAAAUUCACGACCAGCACGAGACCGAUCAGACGCAGAUAACCGCACUCAUUGCAGCAGAGCUGCGGGUCGCAGUAGCGGCACUGGAAACGAAGCAGCCAGAAGCGGUUUUGGCAAAAUCAUCUGGCGAGCCCGUUUGGAUCGCCAUCCUCGCCAUGGUCAAAGCGGUUUCGGAGGUUCUCCUUACAUCCCUGCCGAAUUUCUGGCGUAUAGCGAAGUCGUUCAUGGAUGGACGGUUCAAGCGGCCCUCUUCCACACGACGAAGCGCCACGCAAUGUCGCACUAUGGCUGUCGAUAUGGUCAAGCAGUACAUCGCCCUCAUCUCGCAGUUCUUCCGGCUGAGCGACAUGGCUGUCCGCUCGCCGAGCGCGGAGAAGUCAGACUCACUUCUACCCGCAAAUUCGCACUCCCUGUCGACUACCCACUACCUCCUACGCAUAAUGGGCGAGAUACAAGAGACGGUGAACGAGCUCAACUCGAUGGAGAUCUCGUCGGACGCUGGCGUUAGUCUACGCGGCUUGAUGGAGAGCGCGAAAUGGACGUUCGAGGACGUGUUGAUCUCGGCAUGGCUCAGAGACGCCAGCAUCUUCUACCACCUCGAGUCCUGGGUCGCCGCUCCCGACGCGCCCUCGCACACGCACUACGUCUCCCUCAUGGAGGAACUCCAGCGGCAUGUCACCACCGCCGCCUACAAGCUCGCCGGCGGCGUCGACCUCGUCGCGACCUCGAUCUCGAAGCCGGUGAAGCAGCAGGCGAUCCCGCAGGCGUUCGUCGCGAAGAUCACGAAGGCGUUUUUGGACGCGCUGUAUGCGUUCUUGGAUGGGCUGGUGCAUCUGGCGUCGGACGAGAGCCCGGCGGUGAGUGCGGCGCCGGGGGUGGCGGGCGAGCUGUCGGCGCCUGGGGGGAGGAAUCCUUUGGAGUUGUUGGAUCUGAGGGAUACGGAUACGCGGUUAUUGCUGGUUAUUUCGAACUUCAACUACUUGACAACAUCCGUGAUUCCGAGCAUGAUCACGCAGUUGGAGAACGCGUUCGGCAUCUCGGUCGCUGAGGAGCGAAAUACUCUUAUGACGGUUGUUCAAGAACUGGAUAAGACGCUGUUCGAGUCGUUCGUGAAGCCGAAAGGCGUCGCCGUCAUGCGCAUUUUGAGGAGCGGUAUACUCGCCAGCGACAUGGACUGGUACGAGACGCCGCAACCGACAGAAAUUCGGCCGUAUAUGUACGAAACAUUGCUCUUCCUCGUUGGUGUGCAUGCGCAAGUUACGAAGGUUGCGCCCGCCCUGCUGGAGCGCACCUUCAGCUUCCUCGUCGAAGAGCUUGCCGAGGAAGCCCUGCGCUGUUUCCGCCAGGUCAAACGCUUCGGCAUGGGAGGCAUGCUUCGCGCGACCCUCGAAAUCGAGUUCAUGCACCAAACCCUCGGCCGGUACAUCACCCCGCCCGCAGCACGCACUCUCUCCGACCUCUACACGAAGAUCUCGCAGGCGUACGCGCGGCGGCCGGGCGAUGAGAACCUGCAGAGCAAUCUGGACGGCGUGAAGAAGACGCUGGCGGACACGCGGCGGGCGACGGGGAUCGAGUUCUUGUGCUUCAGGCAGACGAAGAGUGGGAGCAGUAAGUCGAAGGAGGGCGGUGGGAAGGAGGGUGGAAAGUCAAGAGACAGAUCGGAAGCGAGGGGGGCGAGGGAUGGAUCGAGGUAGGCGAGUCGUUCGAUGUCUGCCUCACGGACUAUUGUGUUUGGAUAUGAUCUUUCAUCUCUCUUCAUUUGCUCAUGCAUCGACACUUCUACGAGCUUCGCAGUCUCUGCGCUUCCGUCUCCGUGCAUGCACUGAGCACAGAACACGAACGAGGGUCAAGCUGAACAUUGAG
This is a messenger RNA of Schizophyllum commune H4-8, 3020 nucleotides long. RefSeq lists its product as uncharacterized. The record is from RefSeq and is a predicted model, not a curated record. The coding region runs from base 131 to 2851 and encodes 906 amino acids. The transcript has 16 exons. NCBI's taxonomy places the organism in Eukaryota, Fungi, Basidiomycota, Agaricomycetes, Agaricales, Schizophyllaceae. Gene Ontology annotation, cellular component: exocyst. Gene Ontology annotation, biological process: exocytosis; Golgi to plasma membrane transport.